ACCCACAUAGCCGCAUUAUUCAAAUAAAACAAAAAUAUAUUCAACAAACUUUAUUUAAAAACUAUAAAUUACAAUGCUUUUGAAAAAAAGACAAAAACCAAAAAUAUUCAAAGCCAAAAUGAAAAUUUCGCCUAGUUUUUGUAAAUUUUUCCCGAACUGCGUCGAAAUUGACAAGCUGGCAGCCCUCAAAACAGGGUUGAAAGGGGCGCCGCCGGACCAGCUGUUGUGUCCAACAGGGAAAUGUUAUUGUUAAGUAAGCUCCUCCGCAUAUCUCAAAGAGGACAGGUUAAAAUCCAGUGGUCCAAGGACCCGGCAGCUGCCCACCGCCCACUCCCUCCGGCGACGACGCCCUCGUCUCGCGGUAUUUGGGGCUAUGUGGCUGUCGCCUUCAACCAAGUAGACGCCGAGAGGCUGGCAAAGGUCGGUCCCAAUCGCCUGUGCGCCGAAUGGAUUAUCAAGAAUGGAGGCGGUGUCCGCUUUGAGGAACACCCCACCAAGCUGUGGAAGGACUAUAACUCCCUGCCACUAGAAAACAAUCCCUUCUCUAUCAAGGUAGUGGACGCUAGCAAUGCCUCGAUUAUGAAAAUCGGCCUGGAGCACUUCAAGGGCUGCGAAGACAUUGAUACGGUCAUUUUUCACAAUUGCAAGCAUCUGGAGAACGACGGAUUGGAGGGGCUUCUGCACAUCAGUUCGUCGCUCGAGAGGCUACAGGUGUCUGGGUGCUACAACAUAACCGAUUCCGGCCUGGAGGUGAUUGGAGAGUUGAGCAAUCUGCAGCAGCUCAUUAUUUUUGAUAUGCUCUACGUCAAAAACAUGAAGGCAGUGGCGGCCAAAUUGCAAAAGCAGCUGCCAAGCUGUGUUAUCAAGGCAACUAGGCUGAGCGUUUCGUUGCAGCCCAGGAAAAAGGACCCAAAGUCUUAAGUCGACUAUUUGUUGUUCAGUUUCGGAGCCACCAAAUUUCUGUCGAUAAGAAAUUUACCAUUGACCUGAGGGAAACCAUUCAGUGGCAGCAAACGGGUAUUAUGUCUUAUAUUUAAUAUUCCUCUUAUGAUCAAAUAAAUUAUUGCAACAUUU
This is a messenger RNA of Drosophila ananassae, 1074 nucleotides long. RefSeq names its product ATP synthase subunit s, mitochondrial. Bases 241 to 921 code for a protein of 226 amino acids. The transcript has a single exon. Lineage: Eukaryota; Metazoa; Arthropoda; Insecta; Diptera; Drosophilidae. The record is from RefSeq and is a predicted model, not a curated record.